Adineta steineri is the source of this 990-nucleotide messenger RNA. The record is from the annotation of a GenBank genome assembly. NCBI's taxonomy places the organism in Eukaryota, Metazoa, Rotifera, Eurotatoria, Adinetida, Adinetidae.
AUGGGAUCUCGUCGUGGUCGACUUAAUUGGUCUAAUAUAGAAGUACAUAUUUCCGAUGAUGCAAUCGAUAAACAACACCGUUUUAAUAAUCCAAGUUCAUUUUCAACAAGAUUAGCAUCUGUACAAGAUAGUACCGAACAUGAACAAGAAGCAAUUUCAUUACCACCACCACCACAACCAUCACCACCACCAACAGCAACAGCAACGAAACGAUCCUGGAUGCCAAAGAAAGGUGUUGGUGAAAUAUGUGUUGAAGAGUUUGUUGGGAAUUAUAUGUUAACAAAAGCUGAACAAACUGCAAUUGAUCAAAAAUAUAACAAAAAAACAACAACAACUAAGAUUGAAUGUUCAAAUACUUCUACUAUACCAAAAUCAAUAAGAAUCUCGAAUAGAUUACCUUCUCUUAGAGAUACACCAUUAUCUACACGUACGACUGAUUUAUCUGUUGGUCAACAUCUAUUAAAUGUUUUUGUGUGUCAUGUUGAAUCUUAUUCAUGUGUUUAUAUUAUGGUUGGUGAUGAUUAUAAUCGAGCAACAAAAUUAUUUCAAGAUAUGAAUAAUUGUUAUGAACUUAUUCGACCAUUAAAUAAUAAUUUUGAACCAAAAGAAAAAGAUUUAGUUGCUAUACAUCAUGAAAAUAAAUGGUUUCGUGGACGAUGUCUAAAUUCAACAGAUACAACUAUCAAUAUUUUAUGUAUUGAUUCUGGUGCAACUAUUAUAUGUUCAAAAAAUGAUGUUCGUCGUUUACCAGAUACAUUUCGUGUAUAUCCACCAUGUUGUAUUGAAUGUUCACUUUCUGGUUUACCAUCAACGAUAUCAAUGAGUUCAAUGCCUGAAAGAAUUCAUACUCAAUGUUCGGAAUUAUUAUAUAAAGAUCGUUAUGAAGCAAUUGUAACGAGAUUAGAUUCAUUGAAUCGUCCAACUAUUGUAUUAUAUUAUGGUGAUGAAAAUAUAAACGAUCGAUUAAUUACAAUUCUCAAGUUACUUUAA